AUGGCCUUUGGAGAAAAACGGCCGUGCAGGGUCCAAUGGAUCUAUGGACAAGUACAAAGUACUGCUGCGCAAUCUCUACCGCACCGACUUUCAAGCUCUAAACAUCCGUUGACCGAAUUCGGCCCGGUCCGAGCAUCUCCGAGAGAGCUACGCACAAGCCUCCAGCAUCCGGAUAUUCGUGAGAGCCCGAGGGCUCGGCUCCUCGCUCACGCCCCUCCGCGCGGCAUGGGAUCUCUCUCCAUCGUCCACAGCUCAGACGGCCAAAACUACGACAGGAUAGACGGAGACGAGGCCAGCAUGUCUGGCAUUCCUAGGAUUGCGGGCGCGGGCGAUGGCGAUGGAGGCAGCAUCAUUCCGGAUAUCACAGCUGGCCAGAAGAUGGUGUCGGCCAUGUCGGGCAGUCUCUUGACUUCAUUGCUGGUAACUCCACUAGACGUCGUUCGUGUGCGCUUACAAUCGCAACCGACUUCCGCUACCGCCGCUCCGGUUGUGGACUUUUCGAGACUCAUGCGAACAACCGCCAACCUCACCCCCGUGCAGACUGCCGAACUGGGCGUCACAGCGUGCUGCCGCGAAGUGUUCUUCGCAGAGAGCGCCAUAGACUACUGCCUCGCCGCGCCGAGAAUCGAGGGCAUCGCAAUAUCCGGCGGAAGUGGCGCCGCCGCUGACUGCGCAGUGCAAGAAGUCCAAAAGAAGACAUAUCACUCAACCAUCGAUGGUCUGCGAAAGAUUGCCCGCAAUGAAGGAUUCACGACGUUAUGGAGAGGCCUCUCACCUACCCUCGCCAUGACAAUUCCCGCCAAUAUCAUUUACUUCACCGGAUACGAUUGGCUGCGAUUCAGCGCCAUGAGCCCAUUUUCAAAACUCUCUACAGAUUAUGCGCCCCUCGCCGCUGGCUCUUUCGCUCGAAUUCUCGCAGCAACUGCCGUUGGCCCUAUCGAGCUCGUCCGCACCCGUAUGCAGGCUGCGUCUGGCGCUUCUACCACAAACCACCUGGUUGAAGCUUUCAGCGGGAUUCGCUCCAUGGUUGCCUCUCAAGGGUACACCUCAUUAUGGCGAGGCCUGACAUUGACUCUGUGGAGAGAUGUGCCCUUUUCUGGCCUCUACUGGUGGGGAUAUGAGUCUAUCCGAUCUAGGAUUUCCGAUAUUCGCGAAGAACGACAGGGCAGGACAAUGAGCCGCGACACAAUUGAUGGGCUCAGCCGCACAACCGCCCGGCGUCGAUCUCAGAGCCGAGAGAGCCAUACGGAAACUUUUCUUGACAGUUUCGCCGCUGGCGCUACCUCGGGCGCUAUUGCAUCCAUCAUGACCAUGCCGUUUGACGUGGGCAAAACGCGCACCCAAGUCUACAAGCACAGUUCGCGCCGUGCAGCCGGAAGCGCACUGGCACCCGAGCAGCAGAACAUGGGGCGACUACUAUUACACAUUUUCCAGACGGAGGGCAUCUCUGGCCUAUGGCGAGGUUGGAUCCCCCGCACACUGAAGGUGGCACCGGCUUGUGCCAUUAUGAUCAGUAGCUACGAAGUCGGCAAGCGGGCGUUUCGAAGUGUCAAUGAACGCUCUAUGAGCGAGAGCUUGGCUGGCGAGGACUGAAAGAAAAGAUGCGGCGAUGACAAUAAAAUAACAUAAUCGGUCUUGGGUUUUAAAAAUGAAUGAAAUCUUUCCAAAGUUUCAUCAAAGUUUUGGCGUUGAGCUUUAUAUGGCGUUUGAUAUAAAGAGCUGCUAUGAAAGAGCACGUCUUGCGAGGUUUUUUGAUUUUUGAGGAAAAAGAAGAUAAAAAUUACUUUUUCCAAGCUGGCUUUGGCGACACUCCUAUCAUAUGUUGGACGGAUGAAUCGAAUUGUUUAGAAUAAAACUACAUGUGUACGAUAGAUGUAGCGGAAAAGAUGUCUGUAACAUUAAUGUGAUUUCCAAUGCGUUUUCAA
This is a messenger RNA of Trichoderma atroviride IMI 206040, 1925 nucleotides long. Lineage: Eukaryota; Fungi; Ascomycota; Sordariomycetes; Hypocreales; Hypocreaceae. The record is from RefSeq and is a predicted model, not a curated record.